UUACAGUAGUUUGUUGAUAGCCAGCCCCGCGAACGGAACGCGUACGGAAGAAACCGAUUGCCAUAGAUCGAUGUUUCUACAAUAUUUACGGACCUCCACCAGCCAAUUGCCGUGCGGAGAACGAAAGCAAUUGGAUCUCUAGACGGGAGAAAAGCUAAUAUUUUGCGAAAUUUGCAAACUCUGUGUGGCAUUUAAAGUAAUUGGAGAAGCAAACUCAAAGUUCUAACUAAAAAAAAGUAUAAAAAAAAGAGAUAUAUAUACGCCAUAUCAGCAAAAGCCAGGCAGGCGAUUAUGAAGCCAUCGUGUCAGUUGUCCAUCCGUUCUUAGCCAAACGAUAACAAGUGGAAGACAAUGUCGCGGAUAUGCUAAAUGGAAAUGGAUCCGAUGAUUUGUGAUUUGCGGUUGGGCCACAUCUGGCUAUUAAUUCUCAUUUGUUUCUGCGGCUUCAAGCAAUCCAGCUCGUUUUUCGUAGACUAUACAGAGAACACAGAGCUAAUUCAGCAGAGAGCCGGCUUUGAUGUCAAGCUGCAGUGCAAUCUCAAAGGUCUCGUAGACGAAAGUAUGUUGGAUGACAUUAAGAUACAUUGGUAUUUCAAGCAAUGCAAUGAAAACAAUUGCCAUCAGCUGGAGUCUGUGGAUGAGUGGACGGCGUUGCCUUGCGAGCCGAGUUUGUGUCGUCCGGAGUUAUGGCUCCGGAAUGUUACGGAACGAUAUUCGGGACUUUACAAAUGCACCAUCAAUCCUCAUAUUUGGGACAAGGCUCAAUCAGUAGAUGUUCAGCUAGUUCGUACCUAUCAGCUAGAUGUUAAGAAUACCUCCUUAGCUGCACCCGAGUUUGUAGACUCCUAUCCCAACAACAAGACAACGUUGGUGGGCAGUCGGGUGGUGUUUCAGUGCCGCGUUCACAGCGAGGAGUAUCCCACAAUCAAGUGGUUUCGACGGCACACCUAUGUGGGAACUCAGGCAGCUGGAGAAUCCUCUUCAACAUCCAGUGCCUCCAAUUUCAGCACACAUAUUGUCCGAUAUAAUGGUCGGACAUAUGAACUACUUGCCACAGAUCCAGAAAAACUGAUGACACCACAGAUAUAUCUCAGCAAGUUGAUACUGGAUGGAGUGAGAUUGAGAGAUGCUGGUCAUUAUGCCUGCGUGGCCAUUAGUUAUCGGGGUCAUAAGAUCAGAGAGGCAUUCCUAGAAGUUCUACCCGUUGAGGAUGAUCAGGAGAAAGAGUACUGGUCUGAUUACGAUAGUGGAGAUGAAGGAAUUCCAACUAGCAAUCCCCGGGAGUUCCUGCUGCUCUUCCUUAUGCCACUGGGAUUGGCAUUGCUGCCACUAACCGUAUGGCUUAGUUACAUUUUGUACAAACGCUGCUCCGUGGAAUCGGAGGAAGAUCUGGACACGGAAAGGUGUGUCCUUGGAGGAAAUUAACCCACUGAUUGCCAACUAAGUUAAAGCCGCAAUACGCUUAUUAAGAUUGUGAAUAAAGACUGUCUAAGUCUAAGUCUAAGCUAAGAAAGUUAUAUGUACUUAAGUUUAAAAAUAUAAAAUACAAAUUUAACAAGUAA
Molecule: messenger RNA, 1562 nt
Organism: Drosophila eugracilis
Lineage: Eukaryota; Metazoa; Arthropoda; Insecta; Diptera; Drosophilidae
Product: cell adhesion molecule-related/down-regulated by oncogenes
Exons: 5
Coding region: 370-1425 (351 amino acids)
Source: RefSeq, a predicted model, not a curated record